AUGGGUUGCUGCGCUUCUACACCGCAGGAUCAACCGUCCUCGAGGAGUACUAAUACUACUAAUAAACUCACCAAAAAAAACGUCCAAACGCGCGUGCAAAACUGGCACUCCACCGGCAUCGUUUCCCUCCGCGAUUGUUCGUUAACGCGGAUUCCCCUGGAACCCAUCGCUUCGUUAGUUGAGAUGAUGCAGACGAAGGACAAUAAAAUAAAGACGAUAGACGUGACGAACAACCGCAUAGCGGAAAUUCCUAUCAGCGUGUUCGUGGAUAUCGGCAAAAGCGUGCAACGAUUAAUCCUCGGGAAGAAUACGUUGAAAUCAUUGGACACGUUUUUCGUACAUUUGAAACAGUUGAAAGUGUUGGACGCACACGCGAACGCGAUCGAAACGGUCGAUUGGCGCUUAUUAACGAAACACUGCACGAAGCUGAAAAGUUUAAAUUUGAGAGGCAAUAAGUUGAAAGAGGUAAACUUGGAGGAACUCGGGAAGAUGGAGAUGUUAGAAGACGUGGACGUGAGCGAGAACGGGAGGUUGGAUCGAUUAGGAAGGAGCGCGGAGUCGUCGUCGUCUUCAACACCUAAUGCUACUCCCACGGCGACACCUUCCGAGGAGAAAGACCGUGAGAACGAAGAAAAAUGGCGAAGCUUAACCUCGUUCGCGGCGACCAAGUGUAACCUUCUCUCCAUCCCGGACAGUUUCCUGCCACCGAAAAUAAAAACGAUCCUCUUAGACGAUAACCCUCGACUCCUCGGACUGCCUCGCGACCUCUUCCAAAACUGUCCUCUCCUCCAACGCGUCUCGGCACACCGCUGUCCGGCGAUGGAGAGUAAAUCCAUAGAAACCAUGAACGGAUACUCGGAGUUCUUGGAAAAAGUGCAUCAAUCGAACGAUAAAAAGAUUAAAGUCGGGGUUUUGCUCGGGAGUCGAUACGGUGACGACGGGUUCGAUCGGAAGAUGAUGGGCGACGAGCGCUUGGACGGUUUGAAGAGUUGA
Bathycoccus prasinos is the source of this 993-nucleotide messenger RNA. RefSeq names its product chaoptin, putative. Bases 1 to 993 code for a protein of 330 amino acids. The record is from RefSeq and is a predicted model, not a curated record. NCBI's taxonomy places the organism in Eukaryota, Viridiplantae, Chlorophyta, Mamiellophyceae, Mamiellales, Bathycoccaceae. Gene Ontology annotation, molecular function: protein binding. The transcript has a single exon.